AUGUUCACCAUCUUGAAGAAGUCUCCUGCCUUCGAGCCCAGAGAAAGAGUCGGAGUUCUAGUCAUCGGCGCCAAUGGCUACCUUGCUUCGCAUAUUCUCGACCUGCUUCUGUCCCCUAGGGCUUCGGAUCCGUCUCAUAGUGCAGACGCAGAAAAGGUUAUCAAUGGUGUUCUCAAAACCACUCAAUCUGUCCUAGAAGCAGCUGCUGAGAAGAAGUCUGUUAAGAGGUUCAACCCUACUUCAUCUUCCAAUGCAGUUCCUCUUCCGAAAUGUGACGUGGAGGGUAUAAUCAUUGACGAGAAUACUCCUGCUCCCUAUAAAGCUUUCUACGCCUACAGCGCUUUCAAGACAGAAGGUGAACGGUUCGCCUUCAAAUGGGUUAAGGAACAUACUCCUCAUUUCUUUUUAACCUCUGUUGUUCCUAGUUUUAUCGUAACAACUGAGUCAUAA
Talaromyces stipitatus ATCC 10500 is the source of this 450-nucleotide messenger RNA. RefSeq lists its product as uncharacterized. The record is from RefSeq and is a predicted model, not a curated record. The transcript is spliced from 3 exons. The coding region runs from base 1 to 450 and encodes 149 amino acids. Gene Ontology annotation, molecular function: oxidoreductase activity, acting on the CH-OH group of donors, NAD or NADP as acceptor. NCBI's taxonomy places the organism in Eukaryota, Fungi, Ascomycota, Eurotiomycetes, Eurotiales, Trichocomaceae.